This is a messenger RNA of Leptinotarsa decemlineata (Colorado potato beetle), 855 nucleotides long. RefSeq names its product calaxin. NCBI's taxonomy places the organism in Eukaryota, Metazoa, Arthropoda, Insecta, Coleoptera, Chrysomelidae. Gene Ontology annotation, biological process: calcium-mediated signaling. The record is from RefSeq and is a predicted model, not a curated record. Gene Ontology annotation, molecular function: calcium ion binding; kinase binding.
GUACGCGUUAUGUGACUACAUUCAUCGUAAAUCAUCAAUUAGCGGAAGUGUGCCAAAAUUAAGUAUUCAUGUCAAAUUCCGAAUGAAAACAGUGAAUGAAGAGCAGGGUUUUCAACAACAAAAUCACCGGAUAGUUCAAUGGCAUUCGACAGCACCCUGAAUCCCUUGGAAACCACGAGGUUCCUGAAACGCCACGACAAAUUUGCCAAAAACAUGUUGAAAAAACUCCACUUCAACAAUAUGGAACUGGAGUCUCUCAUGAUAAUCUACCACAAACUCCAAAAAUGUCACGGCAGUUCCAAAGGUAUCACCAGAGAACAAUACCUAGACGUGCUGCACAAAGCUUUAGAUAUGACCGACGUUUACAUCAUGAACCUGGUGAUGACCGCCUUGGACCCAAAGUCCAGGAGUAGGUUCGUCACGAUGGAAACGUUUCUAAAUUCGCUUUCGUUGUUUCUGCGAGGGAAUCUGGAGGAAAAAAUUCGAUUCUGCUUCUCGGUUUACGAUUCGCACAACACCGGAGUGCUGGGAAGAGAGGUUCUCUUCAGAUUCCUCAGAUAUUCCAUUUGGUCAACGGGUGGUCCGGCAGACGCCGAAGAGAUGGUUAAAGACAUGAUAGAGAUCGUUAUGCACAAACUGGACUUGGACAGGGACGGCAGGAUUUCAUUCAACGACUACCGGAGCAGCGUCCUUAAAGAGCCCUGCUGGCUGGAAUUUUUGGGACAGUGUCUGCCGGAAAGAUGCGCUGUCUAUAAGUUCAUGAGUACGAUAACUAAAACACAUUACAGAUACUGAUGAUAGGGGGGAAAUAAUUUAUGUAAAUUAAGAAUCAAAUAUAUCAUUCAACAAAAGAAA